GUCUUAUUUGUGUUGGGAGGACCGGGUGCCGGCAAGGGUACCCAAAGUGAGCUCCUCCAAGAGCAUUAUCCCAUACUUCACCUAUCCGCUGGAGAAUUGCUCAGACAGGAAGUGAAAAAGGUAGAUUCCCCCCACGCCGCUCUCAUCGAGUCAUGUUUGGUAGCUGGUCAGAUUGUACCGGUGGAGAUUUCUCUGCAGCUCUUGCAGAAUGCCAUGCGCCAGGCGAAGGGUUCCCAGCUACUGUUUCUAGUGGAUGGUUUCCCGCGGAACGAGGACAAUUUGUCGGGGUGGUGCCGUCUUAUGAAGAACGUGGCCAUGCUGUGGUCCGUACUGGUCUACCAGUGUCCGUUGGAUGUAUUGGAAGCACGUAUUUUGGAACGAGCCAAGAUCUCGGGACGAUCAGAUGACAACUUGGAAUCGGUUCAAAAGCGGUUUCGAACAUUCGAGAAAGAUACCGUUCCCGUUAUUGACAAUUUGCGUCAGGUUUCCUCACAAAAUAAGAUGCCACAGUGGUCGGUAGAGGACAUUCGCGGAGAUCAAGAUUUGGAGGCAGUGUGGCAGGAGUCGCAAAAAAUCUUGAAUGAACUU
This is a messenger RNA of Phaeodactylum tricornutum CCAP 1055/1, 588 nucleotides long. RefSeq lists its product with no specific name. Gene Ontology annotation, molecular function: UMP kinase activity; ATP binding. Lineage: Eukaryota; Bacillariophyta; Bacillariophyceae; Surirellales; Neidiaceae. The record is from RefSeq and is a predicted model, not a curated record. The annotation marks the transcript as partial. Gene Ontology annotation, biological process: CDP biosynthetic process; UDP biosynthetic process. Gene Ontology annotation, cellular component: nucleus; cytoplasm. The transcript has a single exon.